ACAUAAUAACACGCUCUCUUUUAGUCUUUUCUGUACACAGAUGGAAGGCAAAACUAGUGUCAUUAGGCUCUUGCGGUAUCUUAUCCCAACUACCGGCGGCAAAUGCAACAUCGGCUCUCAUGGACGCUCGCAAGACCUCCACCUUCGCCCCUCCUCCGCCCAACUAUAAGCUUAUCGUGCACAGAGUCUCGGCUCUCUUCCGCUCGAAAGAUUAGGGCUAGGGUUUGGACACCGCCGUCGUGCUCCUCCUCCUCCCAAAAGGCAGCCGCGGCGGAACUGGAAGCAGAGCUGCUGCCGAAUGCGCGACGCCGGAAGAGCGACCCGAGCUGGUCCGGCGGCUUCAGCCUCGGCGUCGACCUCGGUGCUUCUCGCACCGGCCUCGCCCUCAGCAAAGGCUUCUUCCCUCGCCCCCUCACCGUAUUGGAGCUGCGGGGCCAGAAGCUUGAGCUUCGCCUUCUUGAAAUUGCCGAACAGAAGGUCGACGAAUUUAUAAUCGGGCUUCCGAAGUCCCGUGAUGGGAAGGAAACACCGCAGUCAAACAAGGUCCGGAGCAUGGCAGGAAGGCUUGCAGUUCGAGCUGCAGAGAGGGGUUGGAGAGUCUACUUGCAGGACGAGCAUGGAACUUCAAUAGAUGCCCUUGAUUUUAUGAUUGAUGUGGGCCUAACGAGAUCUGCUCGCCAAGGGAAAAUUGAUGCCUAUUCGGCCAUGAUGGUACUUGAGAGAUAUUUCUCAAUGUCAGGGUGUGGAGCUGAACUAGUUGUUCCUAAGCAGUUGGAAUUACAAGAAAUGCUUCGAAAGGGUUCCUGUCAAGAUUGAGUUUUAACAGAAAGCACUUUCUAUGGUGAGCAAGUGACAAAAAAAAAAAAAGGAAUAGACACUUCCAUUGCCGACAUAGGUUCUAGGUUGUGGAAGGUUACUGUAAACAUCUGGUGAUUAGUUCAUCAAAUAAAUUUGAGGCUUGACCUUAUAAUAUGCCUGCAAAUUGUAUCCUCUUACUUGAAAAAUGGCAAUGCCUAUCAAUAUUUUUUUUUU
Molecule: messenger RNA, 1032 nt
Organism: Elaeis guineensis (African oil palm)
Lineage: Eukaryota; Viridiplantae; Streptophyta; Magnoliopsida; Arecales; Arecaceae
Biological process (GO): rRNA 5'-end processing
Source: RefSeq, a predicted model, not a curated record